AUGUCGCUCGAGGAGAAGUUGGCCAAGAUCAAGUCGCCGAAUCUCCAGAGUCAACAGCAUACCGCCGUGGUACUAUCCUCGAUCGAGGAAACCCUCACUGAGCAGAAGACGAAAUUUACGGCCACGGCCUACUUUGCUGCUCUGCUUGCCCUCCUGAAACAAUCUGCCUCUACAGACGGUAAUAAUGAGGUCGUCACCUCGGCCGUCUACCUCCUCGAUCUCAUCACCUCGCAUGUCCCGGCGAGCCUGCUCCGAUCACAAUUUACCACGAUCCUGUCCUUGUUGGCGCCUUUCCUGAACGCCUCUCUAGCGAAUGGGCCUUUGGUGCGGUCAGCAAUAGGAUGUCUGGAGUCGUUGUUGAUUGCCCAAGAUGCUGCAGCAUGGAACCUCCCGCAGACACAAGCCAGUCCGCGGCAGACGAUCCCUGUGUUACUCACACUGGCUAUUGAUUCGAGACCCAAAAUCAGAAAACGGGCGCAGGAGGCUAUAACGAACAUCCUGAAAAAUCCGCCACCGGGGCCCGCGAUUGAUCAUCCUGCCGCCGAACUAUGCGCGGUCGCCGCUCAGAACAAUCUCAAGAACGCCGUGGACCAGGCUCACCAGGUACGGCGGCAGAAGGGUCGACCGGAUGACGGCCACGAGCCGGCCGUGAUUCAUGCUUUGCAGUUGACGAAGACCAUUGCAGUGGCAUCAGGUGGCUGGCCAAGCAAGAAGAUUGAAUCGCUCUGCGAGCUGCUACUGUCCAUAUCCAGGUCGAGAAACGAUUAUUUGGUCAUGAGCGCUUUUGAAGUGUUCGAGGUCAUAUUCGAGGGAAUGCAGGAUGAGGUCUCGUCCUCCAAGUUGCCACGCCUGCUGGAAGCGAUAGUGGAUUUGAGGCCUCCGCAGAAUGACUCGCAGCUGCUUCCGCCCUGGAUCGCAAUCGUAUCGAGGGGCUACGGGACAGCUGCAGUCGUCGAACCAGAAGACACUUUCGUGAAACUGCCGGAACUCUGCGAUCUGGUGACACCCUAUCUGACCAGCCCGUCUCACAACAUCAGGGUCUCGGCGUCAGAGUGUCUCAUUUCGUUCUUCGCCAAUUGCAUUCCCGACAGCGUCAUAUCUGACCCCUCCGUAUAUGACGAAAAGGUGCUGGAGCAACUCUCGAAAAAGGCACUUGACCUCCUCUCGGUGAAGUAUCAGACGGCCUGGAUGGAGGUGUUCAGCACCCUGGGCGCCAUAUUUGACGCUUUGCGGUGGCGGGGUGAUCCGUUUUUGCUCCCCAUCGUCAAAGCGAUCGGGGAGCUACGGAGCCAUGAGGGCUUCCAGGGCAAGAAGGAAGCGGACGAGGUCUUGGGGCAUGCCAUCCGCAACCUUGGGCCCAGCGCCGUGUUGAGCGUCCUCCCUCACAACCUCAUCAGGCCGCAGCCAGGCCAGCCCGGCAGAGCAUGGCUUCUCCCGUUACUGAGAGACCAUGUAUCGAACACAAAUCUGGCACAUUUCAGAUCCGACCUCGUCCCUCUCAGCGAGGCAAUGUACCAAAGGAUCAUCGAUCACGGCGACGCUGAGAAGACCAUGGACAUCAAGGUUUUCGAGACUGUGGUGCAGCAGGUCUGGGCCACCUUGCCGGGCUAUUGCGACCUUCCCCUCGACUUGCAAACGGCCUUUGAACAGCCGUUUGCAGAGAUGCUCUCGAAUCUGCUCUACAAGCAGACUGACUUGCGGGUGGACGUGUGUCGAGGGCUGCAAAACCUGGUCGAAUCAAACCAGGCACUCUUAGCAUCGGAUCUUCCGGACGAGGUUCUUCUACUCGAACGACGACUGCAACGGUCUGAUGCCGAGAAGAAUAUCCAGCACUUGGCCCAGUUCGCGGGCAACCUUUUGGCGGUCCUGUUCAAUGUCUACAGUCAAACACUACCUCAGUCUCGCACAUACAUUUUACAGUGUAUCAAUAGCUACCUGAGCAUCACUCCUGAGAAGGACUUGGUGGAUACCUUUGAGCGAGUGUCGACGAUGCUGCAAGAUGCCCUUCCAAAAGCCGAUCAACCACCUCCCAAGAAGGAGCCAGACCAAACAUCUGGCAGCAAACUGCCCCCGACCUCUCACACGCUACUUGACCUUGUCAUUGCGCUCUCUGUCCACUUGCCACGAUCCACGUUUUCUUCACUCUUCGCCAUCUCUUCCAACAUCCUGACCAACCCGGCAGUUCUCAAAUCCGACCCGCAACUCAUCAAGAAAGCGUACAAGCUCAUUCCGAGGCUGUCAACUUCUCCUACUGGAGCAGAGGCGCUUACUGCUCGCAACGGGGAGCUGCAGGAAUUAAUUCUUCGGACUUCGGAAACAACACCUGUCCCCGCCCGACGAGAUCGUAUUCUGGCGAUUCAAACACUCGUCUCGUUUCUCCCCCUGACCGACCUCCAUUUCAUUCCUAGUAUGCUCAGUGAAGUUGUCUUGGCCUGUAAAGACAGCAACGAGAAAGCUCGCACUGCGGGAUUUGACCUCCUCAUCGCACUCACGGAGAAAAUUUCCGACCCAUCCAAUCCUCCAGACACGAAGAUCCGCAAUCGCCUCGUUCCACACAUGCCAGACGAUUCCCCCGACGCGCCCGCAACGCUGGAGGAGGUGUUCACCAUGGUGAGCGCCGGGCUGGCUGGUGUGGCUCCUCAUAUGGUUGCCGCCAGUGUUAUCGCGCUCAGCCGGCUGUUCUUCGAAUUUCACUCUCAAUUAGCUGAUAAGACGAAAGAGGAGCUUGUCGACACCGUCUGUCUGUUCCUCCAGUCGAACAACCGCGAGAUCGUCCGGGCGGUGCUUGGAUUUGUCAAGGUCAUGGUUGUGGUAUUGCCCACAGAAAUGCUGGGGCCCAGAAUGCCCAACAUCGUCCCCGGACUGAUGGUCUGGAGCAAAGAGAACAAAGGACGGUUGAGAGCCAAGGUCAAGGGAAUAUUAGAUCGCUGUCUGAGGAGGUUCGAUUCCGCCAAGGUUGAAAGCUGGGUUGGAGCGGAUGAUCGGAAGAUGGUCGUCAAUAUUCGCAAACGGAGAGAGCGAGGACGCCGGAAGAAGAAGGGAGAUGACGAAAUGGACGAGGAUGAGGAGACCGCGACGAAGAAAUACGACAACGAAUUCGACGAGGCUAUCUACGGCUCCGACGACGAUGAUUCGGAGAUUGAAGGCAGCGACGACGAGGAUGAUGGCAAUGCUACUACACCAGGGGUCUCCUUCAAGAAAAGUUCAGUGGCGGGCAGGAAGAGAGCAAACGAACAGUAUAUCCGCCAGGACGAAGAGGACGACGAGCCGCUCGACCUGCUCGACCCGCGAAGUAUGGCCAGCAUUGCCACCAAGAAGCUCGGACGCCUGCGAGACGUGCAGCCCAGAACGAAGAAAACCAAGGCCAAGUUCAACGAGGACGGCAAAUUGGUUUUUGGUGGCGAACACGGGGAUGAAGAAGACGGCGAUGUCGACGUGGUCAUGUCCGGCUCAGGGAAUAAUCAAGACAACUCGGUCAACGCGUACCUCGACGCGGUGUCGGGCGCCGACGCCGUCCGACGGGGCCAGAAGGGCCGGCUGAAAGUCAAGUCUGGAAUGCAGAAGAGGACCAAGCAGGAGACCCGCGACCGGGACGCUCAAGAAGAGAUGGAGCUGGACCUAAAUGUCGACGAGGCACGGCAGGUCGCGCGACAGAUCAUGCAGGGUGGCUCCGGAUCUCCCAGGUCGCCCGGCGGCAGGGGCAAGGCGAAGGAUCCGAAACAGCAGAGACGCGGCUUGGGCGUCGAGAAGCGGAGAGAUCACUCUCAGCAGAAGCAGCAGCGGUUUCGGAGCGGAAGUGGUGCGGGCGGACGAGGCGGGAGACGAGUGCAGUUUGGAGGCCGGAAUGGAGGUCGGAGAUGA
Fonsecaea erecta is the source of this 3861-nucleotide messenger RNA. RefSeq lists its product as hypothetical. The transcript has 2 exons. NCBI's taxonomy places the organism in Eukaryota, Fungi, Ascomycota, Eurotiomycetes, Chaetothyriales, Herpotrichiellaceae. The coding region runs from base 1 to 3861 and encodes 1286 amino acids. The record is from RefSeq and is a predicted model, not a curated record.